AUGCAUUCAUUUUUUUUUACAAGUGAACUACAGGAAUUAUCUUCUUCAUCUUCUUCAAAUAAACAACUACGAGAAAAAAUUCAUUCAUCUUCAUCAGAAUAUUCUCUAUUUAUUUCUUCAUCAUCAAAUACACCAGUUUCAAAUAUUACUGAUAUCAGUCGUUCAUCUGAUGAAUUGCUCACACAACCAAAACUUGAUUCUUAUCCAUUAAAUAAAGAAAAAAGAUCUUUUCGUAGUCAAUGGUUUUCACAAUUUAGUUGGUUAGAAUAUUCAGAACAAACAGAUUCAGUCUAUUGUUAUUGUUGCAGGUACUUUGGUACUGGAAUAAAUUUAAAUAAUCGAUUAAUCAAUUUUUGUCUAAUACAGGGUGGCCCAAAAGUCACGCACCAAACAAAAAAUUGAAUAUCUCCAUUGGGGCUGGAGCAAAUGAGCUGAUUUUUUCGUCAAUGAUAGAGACAUGUUUAAGCUUUAUAUCCGCAUGGACAUGUCUAGACAGACCCUCUAUCAAGUAACCAUAUUCACUUUAAGAAAAGAAAUUUACUUUUCAUAUAUCAAAAAAAAUCAAUAUACUAUAAAGAAAUUACAUUUUAUUCAGAAAAAAUGUAAUCGGUUAACUGAACUUGCAAAUAGCACGUGUUGUAUGUUCAUAUAUAUUCUCUUUUCAUAUUUUCUCCUUCUGUUCUCCUAUAACUCACGUUGAUAUCUUACACGAUCCACGUUUUCUAUCAUAUUUUAUUUUGAACUCGUAUGUACCCAUGUCCUUUGAAUCGGCUAAAAAUUGCCGAUUAAUCCCGAUUCAUCGAAACGAUAAUCGUGAGCUGAAUCGCGAUAGAAUCGCCGAUUAUUCCCGAUUAUUUCAGCGAUUUUUACGAUAAAUCGUGAUUUUAUGCAAGAUUUAACCGUCUGUUUACUGAUAUUUUCUACUAUUUCAUCGGUUCUUUUGAAGACACAUAUUUGGAUUUUUUCUUGAAAUUAAUUCAAUUUUUUUUUGUUCUCAAGAUCCAAGCCGAUAAGAUUGUGCUAUCUGUCCGAUCUCGAGCUGGUCCGAUUCUUAUCAGACCGCUUCAGUGUAGUCCUCUCCAGAUCAUGGAUCGGGAUUGGCAUUUCCUUGAUUAAAAAUAACCAAGAAAUAAUUUAUCAGAAAAGUAUAUUUCGAAAACGUAUUUGUUAGGCAUUGAACGGCGUUGUUUAUAUAUCCGUGUGUGUUCAUAACAAAACGGUGAAUGAAUAAUUGUCAUGAUUUAUCAAUGAUUUAUGUAAGGGAAGUUAGCGCCAUAUUCGAGUUUUUUGCGAAACGAUUUGUCCCAUCAAUUGUGCCACUUAGGAAAUCUAGUGUGCCAGAUAGAACUCGUCGAGCUCUAUCUAAAGGUAUAUUCAGAAAUUGCGAACACACGAAAACAAGAGAAAUAAGCAUCAAUAUAUGAUUUAUCACCAUUGGACAAAAUACUCACAUUUCAUAUUUCCAAAAAUUAUUCACUACCUCACGUGUGCCAGUGGUAAAAAUCAUAUCAUUAGAUGCAGCUCGAUGAGUUCUAUCUGAUGAUGGCUUGAAAUAGCUUAUUUUCAAAACUCUUGAGCCCAAAGUCCCAAAAAACCUGUCAAAAUCGGGAAUUUACUAGUAUUUUGUCUGACGAUUCGUCUGAUUUUGUGUGCCAACGAUAAAAUCUGGUGAAUUCGAUGUAGAUUAACGAGCUCUAUCGAUUGAUAUGCUACUUGAUAUAUAUUAAAGUACUAAACGAGGAAUGAUACUCUCAAGUUUAGUCAUGGUACAUUGAUCAUGUAUGUUCUCUUUCUUAGAUUCGAUCCCAUACAUGUGCCACUGGAAAACAUUAUGCAAGUCGAUGUAAUAUAUUAAGACCUAUCGAUUGACGUAUAAUUUUGUAUAAAAAAUAAGAAUACAUGCGAGAUAGUCCUGAAAAGAUGCUGAUGUUACACAAUAAUUAAAUCUUUUGUUUUGUUUGACAAUUCACUAGAGUAUAUGUGCCAAGAAACAUUAAUAUAUCAAUCGAUGGAGCUUGGUAAGCUCUAUCGAAUCGUGUACCAUGUGUGAUGAUUGACAUGAGCAUACGAAGAAAAAUUCGAAAAAUAUUAAUUAUUACUCAUAAAAAAUUAUUAUUUCACUGAUCGAU
Molecule: messenger RNA, 2129 nt
Organism: Rotaria sp. Silwood1
Lineage: Eukaryota; Metazoa; Rotifera; Eurotatoria; Philodinida; Philodinidae
Source: the annotation of a GenBank genome assembly